AUGGAUUCAUUAAAAUCAAAACAAACAUGUACGAAUGCAUUGCCACCAAAGGAGGUCAGUUCCUCCAACCAACCAUCUUACCUCAUCGUUCAUGCUACAGGAGAAACACCUCUUUCUAAACGUUCUCUUUUUCUUAUUCAGAAACUCUUUGAAUUGAACAUCGAGCACCUUAAAAAAAUCCAAAAAUUCAGGUCAGGAGAUCUACUCAUAGAAGCAGCCUCCCCUCAACAGUCAGAAAAGCUUUUGAAAACGAAGUCUCUAGGAGACGUACAAGUCACCAUCAUACCACACACAAGUUUGAACUCUUCACAUGGUGUGAUAUCUGAAAUCGAUUUGAUGUCUGAAGAUGAAUCAGAUAUUCAGAUCAGCCUUUCAGAUCAAGGAGUUACUGCUGUUUGA
Messenger RNA from Centruroides sculpturatus (bark scorpion), 399 nucleotides. RefSeq lists its product as uncharacterized. NCBI's taxonomy places the organism in Eukaryota, Metazoa, Arthropoda, Arachnida, Scorpiones, Buthidae. Bases 1 to 399 code for a protein of 132 amino acids. The transcript has a single exon. The record is from RefSeq and is a predicted model, not a curated record.